UGUCAGAAACAGUUGAUUAUAAUGUCAGUACUGUCCAAUUCACGGGCUUAAAGCAGCAGCUGCAUACUGCAUUUUCCCUGAAGUAUUCAAAGAUCCUGACUCUUAAAAACUUUGUAGUUCUUGUAAUAGAAGUGGGGCACCAUGAUUUGGACAAAUGGUACAAGUGUCUAUACUAGAUUUCUUAUGUGUCUGCUUCUCCUGUAUAUGUUUAUCAGGAAGGUAGUGCCUGAAGAUAACAUCAUUACAACCAAAAAAGGCAGAGUCAGAGGGACGAACCUGCAGGUACUGGGGGGAACUGUGACAGCCUUCCUUGGAAUACCUUAUGGACAGCCACCCAUUGGUAGACUGAGAUUUCAAAAACCAGAACCUCGUGAGAAGUGGUCAGAUGUUUGGGAUGCCACAAAACAUGCAAACUCUUGUUACCAGCUUAUAGAUACAACUUACCCGGGAUUUCCUGGAUCAGAGAUGUGGAAUCCAAAAACUAACCUAAGUGAAGACUGCUUAUACCUUAAUGUAUGGAUUCCUUCUCCCAAACCCAAGAACGCAACUGUCAUGGUGUGGAUAUAUGGUGGUGGCUUUGAGACUGGGUCGACUUCCCUACCGGUCUAUGAUGGCAAGUUUCUGGCCAGGGUAGAAAGAGUCAUUGUAGUUUCCAUGAACUACAGGACUGGUGCAUUAGGAUUUUUGGCUUUGCCAGGAAACCAGGAAGCUCCUGGGAAUGCAGGUUUAUUUGAUCAAAGAUUGGCACUUCAGUGGGUCCAGGAGAACAUAGCAGCAUUUGGAGGCAAUCCAAAAAGUGUGACUAUAUUUGGAGAGAGUGCUGGCUCAGCUUCUGUCAGCUACCAUAUCCUUUCUCCUAAAAGCCAUCCUUUAUUCACAAGAGCCAUCAUGCAAAGUGGAUCUGCAAAUGCCCCUUGGGCUGCAAUAACAGCAUCUGAAGCCAGAAACAGAACAGUAGCUUUAGCUAAACAACUCCAGUGUCCCACCAACAAUGAGACAGAGCUAAUUCUCUGCCUCCAAGACAAGGACCCAAAGGAUAUACUGGAGAAUGAAAUUUUUGUUGUAAAAUAUGACUCUCUUUUACAAAUAUAUUUUUGUCCAACUGUGGAUGGUGAUUUUCUCUCAGACAUGCCAGAAACGGUGAUUGAGAAUGGCCUUUUCAAACAAACACAGAUCUUAGUCGGUGUUAAUAAAGAUGAAGGAUCAGCAUUCCUAGCAUAUGGCGUCCCUGGCUUCAGCAAGGAUAGUGAUGGCUUGAUCAAUAAAACAGAAUUUGAAGCAGCUUUAACUCUGUCCUUCCCAGAAGCAAGCCAACUUGCAAUAGAAUCGAUCAUUUUUCAGUACACAGAUUGGGAAAAUGAGCAAAAGCCAGAACAUUACCGUGAUGCCAUGGAUGAUGUUAUUGGUGACUACAACAUAAUAUGUCCUGCAAUGGAAUUCACCAAAAAAUUUGCCCAACUAGGACACAACGCUUUCUUUUAUUUCUUUGAACAUCGAUCCUCAAAGCUCCCUUGGCCAGAGUGGAUGGGAGUAAUGCAUGGUUAUGAGAUCGAGUUUGUGUUUGGAUUGCCCCUAGAAAGAAGAGUGAAUUACACUAAAGCUGAAGAAAUCUUAAGCCGGUCCAUGCUGAGAUACUGGGCAACUUUUGCAAAAACUGGAACUCCAAAUGGGACUGUGAUUAAUGGAACAAGAUGGCCAGUCUUCACCAGUACUGAACAAAAAUAUUUGACAUUAACUACCAACACUUCAGAGAUACUGACAAAAUUACGUGCUCAGCAGUGUCGAUUCUGGAAUAUUUUUUUCCCCAAAGUCCUGGAAAUCACAGGAAAUAUUGAUGAAGCAGAACGAGAGUGGAAAACAGGAUUCCAUCGCUGGAACAAUUACAUGUCAGACUGGAAAAAUCAAUUUAAUGAUUACACUAGCAAGAAGGAGAGAUGUGCAGGCUCUAAUUAAUAUGUUUACCCUUUCCAGUAUGUCCGUAUUACUGUUCAUCAGGCAAAUAUACAGGUAGCUUUCUAACACAUCUAGCAUUAAAUAUGUUAUGCAGAUUAAAAAAUGUUAUAGAUAUUUUGAUUCCCCAGAUCUUUCAUUUAUAUUUUACCUCAUA
Messenger RNA from Pygoscelis adeliae (Adelie penguin), 2107 nucleotides. RefSeq names its product butyrylcholinesterase (gene BCHE). Gene Ontology annotation, cellular component: plasma membrane. Gene Ontology annotation, biological process: acetylcholine catabolic process; choline metabolic process. Gene Ontology annotation, molecular function: acetylcholinesterase activity. NCBI's taxonomy places the organism in Eukaryota, Metazoa, Chordata, Aves, Sphenisciformes, Spheniscidae. The record is from RefSeq and is a predicted model, not a curated record. The coding region runs from base 142 to 1953 and encodes 603 amino acids. The transcript is spliced from 4 exons.